Molecule: messenger RNA, 395 nt
Organism: Plectropomus leopardus (leopard coralgrouper)
Lineage: Eukaryota; Metazoa; Chordata; Actinopteri; Perciformes; Serranidae
Source: RefSeq, a predicted model, not a curated record
UGUUCACGUGCUUCCUAAGACCGAGUGUUUUCUGCAGGUGCAGUCGAUCACGGAGCGGGUGAUUGUGUUCCUGCUCAGUCGGGUGGUGGAGAGGUCGUCACAGGAGGAGGUGGCGUUCUCCCUGCACGCCCGCACAGAGAGCUGCAAACUGCUGUGGAGAGACGGCCAGGCGGUCGGCUUCUACACCAUCAAACACAAAGGCAGUCUGUGUGACAGCUGGAGCGGCAGCUGCUACCUGCUGCCUGUGCUGGACACGGUGCUGGUGAGGAGGAGCUGCAGGAGGAGAGGCUUUGGUCUUCAGAUGCUGGAAGAUUUCUGCUCCUCGUUCUCCACAGAGAAGUUUCUGGGAGUCAGCUCUCCAUUAUCACCCAGCAUGGCAGCAGGUCAGCUCUAAU